Mesocricetus auratus (golden hamster) is the source of this 2453-nucleotide messenger RNA. It is a transcript of the gene Rnf39, whose product is annotated as ring finger protein 39. The transcript has 4 exons. The coding region runs from base 477 to 1535 and encodes 352 amino acids. Gene Ontology annotation, molecular function: protein binding. Lineage: Eukaryota; Metazoa; Chordata; Mammalia; Rodentia; Cricetidae. The record is from RefSeq and is a predicted model, not a curated record.
CAAAGGCACACCACAGGCUAAGGGGGAGAGUCACGAUCUUCAGGGACUAGCUCCCGGAGAGGGGAGGGGAGGCUACUGAACCCAACAUUGCCACCUUGCCUACAAUGCAUGCCUUGGUGCUCACCUUCUAGGCCCUAGGACCUAGGUGUCUCUGUCUCUCUCUACACCCUGCUUUCCAAAACCUUACUAGGAAAGCGGGAGAACCAGAUGAGGCAUUACGCAAGGUCUGCUGUUUACCUCCUGCAUGGGGCCUCCUCCCUCCCUAUAAAACCUGACGUGGUGAGGAGACGCUCUGAGUCCGAUCUGGGUAAGCGAGACAGCCCGGGAGAAGGGUAGUUAGGAGGCGCGAAGUGAAUGAGGGAGACGCAGCGAGGGGUGUCGAGUCAGCACGCAGCGGAGGUGGUCCGCCGCCACCUACGCCCUCGGGGGCGGCUGCCACGGUCGCGGGCCAGGGUGCGUCUGGAUCCUUGCUUUCCAUGGAGGCUCCCGAGCUGGGCCCGGGGUUGGUGGAGCGUCUGGAGCAGCUGGCGACGUGUCCGCUGUGCGGGGGCCCCUUCGAGGACCCAGUACUGCUGGCGUGCGAGCACAGCUUCUGCCGUGCGUGCUUGGCGCGUUGCUGGGGGGCCCCGGCAGCGCCGGGCUCGGAGGCGGCACCCCCUUCCUGCCCCUGCUGUGGUCAGCCGUGUCCCCGACGCAGCCUAAGGUCAAACGUGCGUCUGGCAGUGGAAGUGCGCAUCAGCCGUGGGCUGCGUGAGAAACUGGCGGAGCCGGGUACCCGGACAGGGAGAAGACGCGGGGGUCGCAUACCUACCAUGGGCUGCCUGGACCCGCACGGAGAGGAUAUGAGGAAGACAUGGAGGCGAUUUGAUGUCCCGACACCCAAGUCAUCUAACUCAGAGGAGGAGCUCCCUGAAGAUUACCCUGUGGUAAAAAACAUGCUUCACAGACUGACAGCUGACCUGACACUUGACCCUCGCACUGCACACCGUGGUCUGCUCAUUUCCUCUGACCACCGCGGCGUGAGUCUGGCUCCACCUGGAACACCAGAGCCUCUGGACAGCCCCGCGCGCUUCGAUCGGCUCCUAGCCGUGCUGGGUGCCCAGGGCUUCGCGUCGGGCCGCCACUGCUGGGAGGUGGAGACGGUGGAGGGCGCGUCCUUCAGAGACUCUACCUCGGAGAAUGAGGAUGCAGGAGAGAGCUGCUACGCCGUGGGCGCGGCCGGGGAAUCCGUGACGCGCAAGGGCCUCAUCAAGCUGUGCCCAUCUGAGGCUGUUUGGGCCGUAGAGGGCCGUGGCGGCCGCCUAUGGGCACUCACGGCCCCAGAGCCCACUCUGCUAGGCGGAGCCAGGGCCCCGCCGCAGCGCAUUCGCGUUGACUUGGACUGGGAGCGGGGCCGUGUGGCCUUCUAUGACGGCCGCUCACUGGACUUGCUCUUCGCCUUCCAGGCGCCCGGCCCGCUGGGGGAGCGCGUCUUCCCACUGCUCUGCACUUGUGAUCCCCGCGCCCUACUGCGCAUCGUGCCUGGAGAAGGCUAAGCGUCUGGUUCCCUGCCUCCUACCCUAGCCUAGCCCGGAUGCCUCGGGGCUACUUCUCUCUGGUGCAGAAAUCUCCACCUAUUUCAGUGGUCUGUACACCUGUCGCAGCAGGAGCAUUAAUAAGCACCCUUUACCCACUCACAUUCUUUCUCCCACAGCAAGACCUCAAAAUGGCUUGCAUAUCCGUGCCUUUAAGCCAGUCUGGUCCUGCAUCUCCAUGCCCAAAUCUAGCCUUUGAGUUCCCUUUCUGUACCGUUCCAGGCAGGGAUAGGGAAAGGAUCUGUGUCACCAGAACUGGAAAACAUUGACAUUUACCUCCAAUCCCAAAGGGCUAGGACCUGAUCCACAGUGGGAAGGCUGGGGCCUCCUGCUGAUGACCACUCUGAGAAUUCCCCUCAAGAAAAAUAAAUCCUCCUAAAAUAAGACGAUCAACUCAUAACCCAAAGCCUAAAAUAUAAAUGUUGGGAUGUGUGUGCAAGACAUUCCACUCUCUACAUUUCUUCUAUGACUGUUUUCUAUGCUCAUAGCCUUUUCCCCUUAAACAUCCUCUUUUUUUUUUUUUUUCCGAGACAGGGUUUCUCUGUGGCUUUGGAGGCUGUCCUGGAACUAGCUCUUGUAGACCAGGCUGGCCUCGAACUCACAGAGAUCCGCCUGCCUCUGCCUCCCGAAUGCUGGGAUUAAAGGCGUGCACCACCAACGUCCGGCUUAAACAUCCUCUUGGAAAUUCAUUUUGCACACAAAAGAACCAAUGGUGCUACCCUCCUUCUCAACCUGGGAGCAAUCCAGGCAUCCCAAACAUCCUUGUAUAGUCUCCCAUCCUCCCCAUGUGUAUAAAUGGGCCUGUAUUUAACACAUUGUGCAAUGUUGGGUUAUUUAUUUUGUGCAUCUGUGGCAAUAAAUGAGAUCUCAGUGGUGGCA